AUGUUCGACGCGACUCGGCGAUGGUUCCGCCGGAACAGGACGCCUCUCGCCGUCGGCGUGGGAGUCGUCGGUGCCGGCUACGUCGUGACGCAGUACGUCCUGGGCAAGAUCAAUGAUGCGCGCGAACGCAUGAGCAGCGAUCGCGUCGCCAAGGAGAACCUCCGCCGCCGAUUCGAGCAGAACCAGGAAGACUGCACCUUCACCGUCCUUGCCCUCCUCCCCUCCGCGACGACGAGCAUUCUCGAGGCCAUGAACACGGAGAAGAUCACGUACGAGAUCCAGAAGAUGAAGGGGCAGACGAAGAGUCUCAAGGGCGACAGCGCGAGCCCGCCGAGUAUCGCGGAUACCACCAUGACGGCCGACGACGACGGCCGGAGCGUCGUGAGCAGUGGUGUGCAGAGCGAGAGCGGGCUGCAUGCGAGCCAGAUGACGGUGCCCAGUGCCGCUGCGACGAGCGGUGAGGGCGCGCAGGAUGGAGGGACUGCCGGGGCUGCGGCGGCGCAGAAGGCGAAGAAGACGAAGAGGCAGUUGUGGGACGAUUUGACCAUUAGCUCUAUCACGAGGGCAUUCACGCUGCUGUAUACGCUCGCGCUUCUGACGAUGCUGACGAGGGUACAACUCAACCUCCUCGGCCGCCGCAGUUAUCUGUCGAGUGUCAUCUCGCUUGCCACAGGCACCGCGCAGGCGACCAUCAGCCUGGAGAACAACGACGACGGCUUGGAGCCCUACGGAAACGACUUUGAGACUAACCGCCGAUACCUGACUUUCAGCUGGUGGCUCCUCAACGAGGGAUGGAAGGAGCUCGGUCAACGCGUCGAGGCCGCUGUCCGCCAGGUCUUUGGCCACCUCAGCCCGCGCGACCUGCUCAGCUUCGAGCAGUUCUCCGAGCUCACCCUCGCGGUGCGCAAGAUUGUCGAGGGAGAGACGCCCGAGGAGCGCCGCAGGGCCAGGUGGCUGCCGUACCUCCUCCCGCCAAGAGACCGCGAGGACCACGUCCUCCGCGAGUCGGGCAUCCUGGAAGAGAGCACCGUCAUCCUCUCGGAGAGCGCAACGUCCCAGUCCCCGUCGUCGUCGCCAGCUGUCAGAAGGUUGCUGGACGAGACCUCGGACCUGAUCGAGUCCCCCUCCUUCAUCCAUGUGCUCACCCUCCUCCUAGACGCGGGCUUCUCCGCGUUGGUCGACAAGAAGCUCGCAUCCGCCGCCUUCAACAAGCCGGACCUCGCGCAGUCGGAGCCCCGGACCUCCCAGGUCAUCCUGCUGCCCAAGAUCCUGUCGGUGCUGACGCGGGAGGCGCACGUCAUUGGCAACGGCAUGCCGAACGAGUACCUGCAGGAGAUGGAGCAGGUGCGCGACCUGGAGGGCUUCGCAGCGGUGGUGUACUCGAGCAACUGGGAGAACGAGAUCCAGCAGGAGGAGGGCGGCAUCAUGGCCAGCGCCGUGGACGUGAGGGCCAGCGACUUCGUGUCGAGGCCGAGCCAGGCGACGACCAACAUCCCGAGCCAGACGCAGGGGACGACGCAGGGGACUGGGGAGGAGAGCGUGGUGGUGGUGGACCCCGCAAGCAGUUUUGAGAGUGCGUGGGGGCGAGCACAGAAGUAG
Colletotrichum karsti is the source of this 1599-nucleotide messenger RNA. Its product is annotated as peroxin-3. The transcript is spliced from 3 exons. Gene Ontology annotation, biological process: protein import into peroxisome membrane. Gene Ontology annotation, molecular function: protein-macromolecule adaptor activity. The record is from RefSeq and is a predicted model, not a curated record. The coding region runs from base 1 to 1599 and encodes 532 amino acids. NCBI's taxonomy places the organism in Eukaryota, Fungi, Ascomycota, Sordariomycetes, Glomerellales, Glomerellaceae. Gene Ontology annotation, cellular component: peroxisomal membrane.